UUUGGCAUACAAUGGUUUUAAUUCAACCUGGGAACUGGGAAGUGCAUCGUGAAUUACAUUCGGACGAAAGAGGAAGAAGAUGUCGGGUAUGGGGGACGGGUACGUGGGCACGUCUCAAGACGGAGUGAGGAUACGGCGGCUGCAGAAGCAAAGAGAGGCUGAGCGGCGUAAGAUCCAGGAGCUGAAGAGCAAGACUGCUUCGGGCCAGGAGCAAUCAGGUCUUCUCCAAUUCGGCUCCAGCUCCUGCGAGAUUCUUGACACUGCUUUCAAGAAGGAGACAGUCGGUUUAGUCACCAGAGAGGAAUAUGUUGAGAAGAGGGUUAAUAUUCGUAAUAAGUUCGAGGAAGAAGAGAAGGAGAAAUUGCUCAAGCUACUCCAAGAGGAAGAGGAGCUUCAACAGCAGAAGCGUAGUAAGAAGAGAAAGUUGAAGGGAAGCUCUCGCUUAUCUUUUGCUGAAGAUCUUGAAGAUGGCAGUGAUGAUGAUGAUGAUGCAGAAAACAAGAGUUCUGGAAACUUACGCUACGGAAAACUUGGCAAGGACCCCUCAGUGGAAACCAAUUUUCUGCCUGACAGUGAGCGAGAGGCGGAGGAACAAGCUGAACGUGAAAGGCUAAAGAAGCAGUGGACUCGUGAACAAGAGCAGAUUAAAAACGAGCCUCUUCAAAUUACUUAUAGUUACUGGGAUGGGACCGGGCAUAGACGAGUUAUCCAGGUCCGAAAGGGUGACCCAAUUGGGAAUUUUCUAAGGGCUGUUCAGCAGCAGCUUGCCCCUGACUUCAGGGAGAUUAGGACGGCAUCAGUUGAGAAUUUGCUAUAUGUAAAGGAAGAUCUUAUAAUCCCACAUCAACACAGUUUCUACGAGCUGAUCAUUAACAAAGCUAGGGGGAAGAGUGGCCCGCUGUUUCACUUUGAUGUGCAUGAAGACGUGAGAACAAUUGCUGAUGCAACGAUCGAGAAAGACGAGUCGCAUGCGGGGAAAGUGGUGGAGAGGCAUUGGUACGAGAAGAACAAGCAUAUCUUCCCUGCUUCCAGAUGGGAGAUAUACGACCCGACAAAGAAGUGGGAACGGUACACAGUUCAUGGGGAUUAAUUGAUUUGUGGAGCAGAACAUGUUUUAUCGAUGGGAUCAUCACUUGGUUUACAUGGAAUCUUUUUGACAUGAUCUAUCAGAUUUGGUGUACUAGUAGUGGAAUGUUGAUGGAAUUUGUUUAAUGAAUUUUUAUUCUUCUUUAUUGUCAACCAAUUCCUCUAUGAUACAUACCCCAAUUCCACUUUCUCAUAAUUUCUAUUUUCUUUAAUAGUA
Messenger RNA from Brassica napus (rape), 1303 nucleotides. Its product is annotated as protein XAP5 CIRCADIAN TIMEKEEPER. Gene Ontology annotation, biological process: chromatin organization. Bases 80 to 1090 code for a protein of 336 amino acids. The record is from RefSeq and is a predicted model, not a curated record. The transcript is spliced from 12 exons. Lineage: Eukaryota; Viridiplantae; Streptophyta; Magnoliopsida; Brassicales; Brassicaceae. Gene Ontology annotation, cellular component: nucleus.